AACAUUCAAACGAACCAGUGCUGUUACAUAUAGCUAUAGUUAGUAGAUGUGUGGCCAGCGCUAUAGGACUACAUAGAAGCCUACAUGUACAUGUGUACUCUUCUUCUGUAAAAACAAGGUUGACUUUCAGAGAACUCACGUUCAUGUGGCCCUGAGGCAAGACUCAAGCGACAUUCCGGCUGGGACAGAGCUACCACUGUUAUCAAUUUCUCUCACUUAACCACAAGCCCUAAUCUACAGUAGCUUCAACAUGAAAUUGCCAUGGACGAACCUUCUCGUGGUAAUCAUCACAAUGACCUGUUUUACAGUGUCCGAGUGUAAUACUGGGAUGACUGUGGAUACUCUACAUAUCCGGUCUGAUAUCGCAUCCCGUUUCGCCACAACUCAGAUCCGCAGCAACGUCCGGAACAUUAUGCCAAGUGACCAAGAAGUCAAAUUCAACGUGGUAAUACCCGAGGAGGCUUUUAUCACGAACUUCUCUAUGACCAUCGACGAUAAAGUGUACAACGGCACGGUAAAGGAGAAAGCUCAGGCAAAGAAACAGUAUCAGACUGCAAAACGUCGCGGGCAAAGCGCUGGCUUGGUACAACAGAAGGGACGGGAUACAAACAAGUUUACGAUCUCCGUUAAUGUAGCUGCCAAUACAACAGUGAAGUUCAGUCUCAGCUAUCAAGAGCUUCUGCGACGAAAGCUCAGCCUGUACGAUGAAGUAAUAUAUUUCCAACCAGGGCAGAUUGUUCCUGAUUUGAAAGUCGAUAUAUUUAUUACGGAGUCGAAAAAAAUCAGCCAGCUAAACCCUCCAUUUCUUCAAAAUGAAGCGAAAGUGAAAUAUAAUAUUUCACAAACCUCGAUCAGCUGGCUCUCUGACAGCGAAGUCCACAUCGCCUACUAUCCUACUGUAGCUGAUCAAGCAGCAGUUUCAGACAGUGGACUUUCCGGGCUUCGAAUGGUGGUGCGCUAUGAUGUAGAGAGAAGCAUGAGCGCUGGAGAAGUUAUGGCUGUUGACGGAUAUUUUGUUCACUUCAUCGCACCAAAAGGCCUGACUCCAAUUCCGAAGCGAAUCGUGUUCGUGCUGGACAGCAGUUCCUCCAUGACUGGAAGAAAAAUGAUGCAGAUGAGAAAGGCCAUGCUGGCUAUCCUUAAGGAUCUCCAUCAGGAAGACAAAUUCAACAUAAUCGACUUCAAUCAUCGUGUGAAACCAUGGAAAAAACAAAUGAUGCCUGUCACAAAGGGAACGCUUCAAGCGGCAACUAAUUUUGUAAAACGUAUGAAGGCCAGUGGAUCCACGAAUAUCGGGGAGGCCAUGAAAAAGGGACUGGAUAUGCUUACGAAAGACAAAAGUGACGGCCUUCCCAUGAUAAUGUUCUUGACGGAUGGACAUCCCUCCGUUGGGAUAGUCAGGCAUGACCGACUUAUAACCAAAAUCACAGGUCAGAACACUUUCGGUGCCCGGAUCAUGUCUCUGGCGUUUGGUCAAGGCGCCUCGUACUCGCUUCUGCAACAGAUUUCCGGUAGAAGUCAUGGGGUAGCCCGAAAAAUCUAUGAGGACGCCGAUGCCGAUCUCCAAUUGGAAGGAUUUUACGAUGAAAUUUCAACACCGAUUUUAUCCGAGGUGAAGAUCAACUAUCUUGGAGAUUCCGUCGACAAUGACACUGUCACUGUUACAGAUUUCAACACGCUGUUCGAGGGCUCGGAAAUAAUCGUUUCUGGAAAGUUGUCUGAAUCUUCAAGUCCUACUUUUGAUCUCUCCCUUGCUGCAAAUGUUGCAGAAGGAAACAUCGUCUUGGACGACACAGUCGAAACAAGCAUGACUCUUGGUCAAACGCCAUCGGGCUCAGAGCUAUCCCGUUUCACAGAACGGAUGUGGGCCUUCUUGACCAUAAAGCAGCUUUUGGAGGAAAAAGAUUUUGCUGACCCGCAGCGUAGACUUGCGAUUGAACAGAAAGUCACGCAGUUAUCAUUAAAGUACGGAUUCGUAACACCCUUCACAUCCCUUGUUGUUACUAAAGCACAGAACGAUGAAGUGUCGAACAACGAUUCUCCAGAAUCAACUUUGCCUCCACCUAAUCGACAAAGGAAACCCGCAGGCGGGUCUUCGUCCAGUUCAUCGUCGAGUUCAUCAUCUAGUUCACCAUGGAAACCAUCUACGGGCUAUGCGGACAAUGAUCCACAUUUUGUGAUGGCUCUCAAGGGAUUGGAACUACCGAUAUGUUUUGAUGUUAUGGGACAAGAUGGGGAUGUCUUCAACCUUGUUUCCGACCCAGUUUCAGGUAUCGAGGUAGAUGGCAAGGUAUUUUCUCCACGCCUUCAGACUGAGAAAACGUUUUUUGGUACUAUCAUUGUGAAGACCAGAGAUUAUACGCUAAAGAUCACACCACGUAACCUGAUGAUAGAUAAAUUGAAGCUAACAUGGAAGGAGAACAUGAUGAUCAAAUGGCAUGGAAAAACUAUUGGAUUCAUGGGAAGGGACAACUUUACCUUGCACAUCAGUAAGGCCACAGACUUCGUCAUUAUUAAUCAUCAGAGAUUGAUCAAAAAUGUUGCGAAGGUGAAAUUCCUAGGCUUCUAUCUGAACAACGCUGAAGGCCUGUCCAGUUCGACAAAUGGACUUCUUGGUGAAUUCCGGCACAAGAUGGUAGUGUCAGCAGAUUUUCGGCCACUGAAACAUACUGUGUUUUAUGCUAAUCUUGGUCUACUGAAUGUGAUGACGUCAGCAAUCGAUGUGGUGAAAGCGAGGUUACAGCAGCGUCCAGAUCUGGAGCAUGACAGGGUCAUAUCCUGUUGGAAAAUCAACGAUGGCGCUUUGUCCAGUGAUACCAGUAGCUACCUUGUAUAUCGCCGGCGAGCAGCAGAAGAAUAAACCUAAUGAAUAAUAACCAGAGCAACCCUUUUCGCCACACUUUAACUUACUGUCUUGUUGUCCAUGUUCGACCGUUGGCGUUAUUGAUCUAUGUAGGAAUACCCUUAUAUAAGGUAUGAGAGCAAUGGGUUUCAUAUUGAUAUUAUGUAGUUUAUAUCAUUAUUCUGCAGCUUUGCUUUGAAGCUAUAGUAAGAGAGACAAACGAACCAACUGCCGUGUUGAGGGUCUUUCAGCUUACAUUUUUCAUAUGCUGAACUGAAGGUUCAGUGGUAUGCGAUCUUUGAUGAUUAUUUUAUUUUACCGGAAACUUACCAUUGAAGGAGUUGUGUGUUCGAUAUGACAGUAAUAUCAUAUUAUGAACAAACUGGUCUUUUGGCAUGAGCUUCUCCAUCCACUUUGUGUUUCUAUACAUACAUAUAGGCAACACUGAAUAACUCUCUUCGUUCACCUGUGGUCAAAACUGUCAUAUUUCAUUGUAAUGCUUUUGUAAUACCUUAUUGAUCGGUUUUUGUCUUUAUUAAUUUGUUCCGUUUGGUCAUUAAUUGUAUUGAUAAGAUAUUUGCAUUUUUUUUUUGCACGAUGGCUAUUCAUUAUUGGACAUCUUGGUAUUAAAGAAACAAUAGUGAACAUCA
This is a messenger RNA of Liolophura sinensis, 3492 nucleotides long. RefSeq names its product inter-alpha-trypsin inhibitor heavy chain H3-like. The transcript has 14 exons. The coding region runs from base 251 to 2860 and encodes 869 amino acids. Lineage: Eukaryota; Metazoa; Mollusca; Polyplacophora; Chitonida; Chitonidae. Gene Ontology annotation, biological process: hyaluronan metabolic process. The record is from RefSeq and is a predicted model, not a curated record. Gene Ontology annotation, molecular function: serine-type endopeptidase inhibitor activity.